Molecule: messenger RNA, 994 nt
Organism: Labeo rohita (rohu)
Lineage: Eukaryota; Metazoa; Chordata; Actinopteri; Cypriniformes; Cyprinidae
Gene: mettl5
Product: methyltransferase 5, N6-adenosine
Exons: 7
Coding region: 270-893 (207 amino acids)
Biological process (GO): rRNA methylation
Molecular function (GO): rRNA (adenine-N6-)-methyltransferase activity; nucleic acid binding
Source: RefSeq, a predicted model, not a curated record
CUGCUGUCAAGAGUUGCAGAAGUAGAAGACGAAGAAGAGGAAAACACAUGUAAGUGCACUAUAUGUUUUUAUAUGCGAUUCUCCACUUGAGGAAAAUCCCUGUAACGUUAUAUCCCCACGAGACGUCGUAAGAUCAGUCAAGACAUCAUGAUUAUUCGGCGCUUCCAUUAAGAGAGAGUCAGUUGACGUAUCUCAUCUGAUGAACAUUAGUAUGAACUAUACAUACUCAGACUGAUAUGAGCAGGAAUAAUUGAUAUUCUGAUGUAAAUAUGAAGCUGAAAGAGCUAGAAAGCUGCCUUCAACAGGUGGAUGGAUUUGAGGAGCCCAAAAUACUCCUGGAGCAGUAUCCCACCAGUCCGCAUAUAGCAGGCUGUAUGUUAUACACCAUCCACAACACAUUUGAUGACAUACAGAAUAAACUAGUUGCAGACUUGGGCUGUGGAUGUGGGGUGCUGUCUAUAGGAGCUGCAGUGCUUGAUGCUGGACUGUGUGUCGGAUUUGACAUCGAUGAAGACGCCUUGGACAUAUUCAAAGGAAAUGUUGAGGAUUUUGAACUGUCAAACAUUGAUAUGGUCCAGUGUGAUGUUUGCUCUAUUGGAUCCACUUACGCCAAGAAGUUUGACACGGUCAUCAUGAACCCGCCAUUUGGCACGAAGCACAACCAGGGUAUUGACAUGCAGUUCCUGCGAACAGCAAUUUCCAUGGCAAGCACUGCAGUGUAUUCCCUUCACAAGACUUCAACACGAGAUCACAUUCAGAAGAAAGCAAAUGAUUGGAAAGUGAAAAUGGAAGUCAUUGCAGAGCUCAGAUACGACCUGCCAGCAUCUUAUAAGUUCCACAAAAAGAAGUCCGUUGAUAUUCAAGUGGACUUCAUUCGAUUCACUCCAACGUAAACGUGUUGGGCAAAAAGGAUUUUGUGUUGCUUUGCAAAAUUUUAAGGGUUUUUAUGUAUAUAAAAAAUACACUGUUCUUCAAAAUAAAUUUUAUAAAUGAA